AUGGCGGCGCGAGCUAUCGUCGACCCAUCGCCAUCCUGGGCGAGUCUCUUACCUCCAUCGCGGUCAAGGUCAAGGUCAAGGUCAAGCUCACGGGCGUGGAAGCCAAAACCGACCGGUGUACACCCCAACCACGAAUCUCAACUCCAAAUCCAGACGGGUUCGCGAGCAGGCCCACGAAGCACCACCUCCCUCGUAUCCAGCGGAUCCAGGAACACCACCACGACAACCCACUACAGCGGCGGCACCGUUCUCCGCCGUUAUAACAUCACCGCCAGCACCACGACAACAACCAACGGCGAAUCGGGGUUGAGAGCGAAAAGGUUAGCAUUAUUGAGGAGAAGCAGCAACUUUAGCAGCAGGGAAUGGAGACAUGAUCCCAAGCGGAACAAGAAGGCCCAGGAGGCGGCGAGGAGGAUCAUUGAGGGGUGUCAUCCACGGGAGAAGAAAGGGGGGAUGAGGGAUAGGGUUAAGAGGUGGGGGAGGGAGUUGGGGACUUUGAAAGGGUUGAGAGGUUCGAAGGAUGGGGGUGCUGCUGCUGCUGCUGCUGCAGGACGGAGAGGGGAAGAAGGGGAAAGGAAGAAGGAAGCGAGGUGGAGUUGGAAGCGCGGAUGGAAGGGAGAUAACGGACUGGGGGAAUCCGGAGGGCAGAAGUCAAAGGAGAAACCGGCGGCGGCAGCGGCUGCAGCAGCGGAGCAGACUCGGUGGCAGCUUGCACUUGGCCCUGGGGAUGAGACCACAAGUAUACCAGCACCUUCACCGGUACCAAAGCCGCCGCGAAACUCGGUGGUCAUGGAGCAGUUGUACAUGGCUGAGGGGAUUGGUGUUGGCUCGACCAAAACAAGUUCCGGCUCUAGGAGAAACCGCCUGGGGCAGGCUGAGGAGAAGGAUACGGCCAACCGGAAAUAUGCCAAUAAUGCAGGCCAAGGCAGGGAAGUGCAUGAGCAUGAGAAGAUGCAAAGCAAGCAGAAGAACCGGACCUCCAGACUUUGGAAGCGGGGCAUGGAAAAGGUUAAAAAGCUGCUGGUUUUGUCGACGGACAAAAGCAAGGCACAAACGACAACAACAAUGGCCCGGGACAACAAGACAGAUAAGUCCGACAAUGAAUCCAUGGUGGCGCCCCCGACGACUUGGUACAUCGACGAUGACGAAGUGAGUCAUUUCGAGGAAGGGAAACGACCCAGGUCAGCUGAGGAAAAAGGCAAAGGAAUUGAUUACAGUCUGUACCACGAGGAUUCCGUCUUCAAGACUCAAACACGUGGUUUCCCGCCUCCUCGUCGAUCUUCGGGCCCGAAGGAACGGUGCAAGUGUUACAAUUGUACCAAGGCACUCCUUUUACGAGAAACGACGCCCACUGGGAACCAAGAAAACGGGUCAUUAUUGCAGACAUAUCAAAGACCGGUUCCCUCUUACCAGACGACCACCUCCACUCGCUCUUCGUGGUCCAUUUCCAGCAACCAAACGCCACCCGAAGACCAAUUCCCACCUCGACCCGCACUACGAUCCUCCCCAAUGUACCUAGGCUCAUUACUCCCGCCAUACCAGGCCACUUGGGCGCUCCCACCGCUGCAGAUCUCCGGGGACUUUAGCAAGGCGCCAGAGUUCACCGCCUUUACUCACUCACCCACAGGCCAUCUUUCAGGGACCUUUCAGGAGUCUGCGAUACCAACGAGGGUAUGGACGGAGACAUGGACAAAGACACCGACGAAGGCACCCCUGAAACUACCGGCUGGACCGCAGAGAACAAAUCGGUCGCAGAGGUUGCUGAAACACGAGAAUCACCCAUACAGCCACCGGCAAAUCCUAGAAAGCGAAGAAGAUCGUUCGAUAUCGAGCUCAUCCGGACACGUUGCCGCCGAGAUCACUUCCAACACAACUUUCGAUUCGAAUCAAGAAUAUUACCAGGGGAUUAAUACACAGGAACAUGAAUAUGAACAUGAACGGUACGACGAAGUAAACAAUUACCUCUACGGCCGAGCCCCAUCAUAUGUUGGUCUCAGCCAGCGAACGCCCGACAUGUUCUUCACCCGUUCUUCUCCCCGUGCUUCAACAGCUAUAGCUUCUUCUUCUUCUUGUGCUUCUUCUUCCGCCCCUGUUUCCCCUGCUCUGCUGUCCCAUGUUUCCGAAGAAAGCAACAGCAACACCGAGGAAGAGGAUCCCGAAAUACAGGACAAUCUAAGGCACCAAAGCGCCGACAAACAUGGACGCAGUCAUCCUCAAAACCACUACAAGGAGGAAGAAACAGGAGAAAGAGAAAGAGAGAAUGAUGGACUGUUAAGACAUGCGAGAACGGCGUCGUUUCAGGUGGAAACGGAUUUGUUGAUUAUACCGUUGGAAGAAGUGGAGGAGUAUGUUGUUCCACCGUCAUCACAUUCGUCCUCCUCCUCUGACAGUAGAGGUGUUGAUGGCGAGUUUGAGAGUACCUCUAAGCUUGGUGAUGAUGGCUGUCUAGAAGUACCAUCUGAUGAUGCACCCGAAACCAACAUGAAUGGACACGGAGAAAGAAGAGGGGGGGGAUGGAGGAUCGUGGAUGGUGGGAAUGGGAGGGUGAAUGAAAGAGGAGGAGGAAGAGGAGGAGUGAACAUCGAGGUUAGGGAGUUGGAAGACGAGGGAACGGAGACGGAGACGGACACGGAGAAGGGUGAGUUCGUUACUCCUGGUAUUGGACAGUGA
Messenger RNA from Neurospora tetrasperma FGSC 2508, 2670 nucleotides. RefSeq lists its product as uncharacterized. Bases 1 to 2670 code for a protein of 889 amino acids. The record is from RefSeq and is a predicted model, not a curated record. Lineage: Eukaryota; Fungi; Ascomycota; Sordariomycetes; Sordariales; Sordariaceae. The transcript is spliced from 6 exons.